Messenger RNA from Ochotona princeps (American pika), 1263 nucleotides. It is a transcript of the gene MRPS31, whose product is annotated as mitochondrial ribosomal protein S31. The record is from RefSeq and is a predicted model, not a curated record. Gene Ontology annotation, cellular component: mitochondrial small ribosomal subunit. Lineage: Eukaryota; Metazoa; Chordata; Mammalia; Lagomorpha; Ochotonidae. The coding region runs from base 64 to 1209 and encodes 381 amino acids. The transcript is spliced from 7 exons. Gene Ontology annotation, molecular function: structural constituent of ribosome.
GACGUGUUUGGAAGAGGGACGCCCUCUUCCGGUUGCGGUGUUGGGGCAAGCCGUGUGUCGGCGAUGUUCCCUCGGGUCUCCCCGUUCCUGCCGCUUCGCCCCUUGCGCCGCCUGCCCUUGUCCUGUGGAAGUCGGGAGGCCCCGAGCACCGCGACGGCGUUGCUCGCGUCUCCAGCGGGAACAGUCAGAGCAAAAAAUAAUAGCCAAAGAUAUUUCAGCACGAAUAAUGUGGCCUACUGCAAGAAAAAUGAACAGUCCGUUGAGAUUUCUGAGACUACUUCCAAGAGUCCAGAGACAGCAAAGGAAAAUACAAAAAAAGACUUGUUGAGCAUUAUCAAGGGUAUGAAGGUUGAAUUGAGCGCAGCAAAUGUACAGACAACAAGGCCACCCGGCCAAAGGCUGCCAAAAAGCGUGGAGGCCACGAUCGGCAGGCCUCCACGGGACGAAGCCCGGAGGAAGAGAGCCAAGCCCUUGAGUCCUGAGUUGGUGGCAGCCGCCUCCGCUGUUGCGGAUUCUCUUCCCUUUGAUAAGCAGAAGACCAAGUCAGACCUGCUCAGGCAGCUCCGGCAGCAUGAAGAGGACGCGCGGGCACAGAGAGAUGGGCCGAGACCGAAAAUUAGUUUCGGUAACAUAAUAUCGGAUAUGAAAGUUACCAGACCUGCUGCAGUUAGAGUUCGUCCAAGACCAGAGCACCAGAUUCAAUUUGACGAAGAGUCUGACAGCUCGCCUGAGCAGUCUGCUGAUCUCAGGAAAAGUGUUAGGAGAGAUUUAUUCAAAGGGAAGAGACUUAAUAUUUUUGACAUUGAGACAUUUACUGAAGAAGCACCUAAAACAGAAACGCCGCCUUCGCUCUGGGAUAUUGAAUUUGCUAAGCAGUUGGCUGCAGUCAGUGCACAGCCCUUUCAGAAUGGCUUUGAGGAGAUGAUCCAGUGGACCAAGGAGGGGAAGCUGUGGGAGUUUCCGAUUAACAACGAAGCAGGCUUUGAUGAUGAUGGUUCAGAAUUUCAUGAACACAUUUUCCUGGAUCAGCACCUGGAGGGUUUUCCAAAACAAGGACCGAUCCGCCACUUCAUGGAGCUGGUGACUUGUGGCCUUUCCAGAAAUCCGUAUCUCAGUGUGAGACAGAAGGUUGAGCACAUAGAAUGGUUUAGAAAUUAUUUUAAUGAAAAACGGGACGUUCUAAAAGAAAAUAACAUACAGUUCAAUUAAGACUUCGGAAGUUUUUAUUUGGAUACUGUAACUAAAUAAAAUAGUUACACUAAA